Messenger RNA from Physcomitrium patens, 4150 nucleotides. Its product is annotated as AP3-complex subunit beta-A. Gene Ontology annotation, cellular component: membrane coat; AP-3 adaptor complex. The record is from RefSeq and is a predicted model, not a curated record. Gene Ontology annotation, biological process: intracellular protein transport; vesicle-mediated transport. NCBI's taxonomy places the organism in Eukaryota, Viridiplantae, Streptophyta, Bryopsida, Funariales, Funariaceae.
AUUUAUUAUAUAUUUUGAGGUACAAUAGGGUUCGUUUCAGAGUACCUGCUAGAGUACGAUCAAUUUCUUCGGUAGCUUGAUUGUCAUUCGUCGCAACAUUGCCUCACUGGUGCAUUCGGAAUCGGUGUCUGAUUGGAUUCCUCGAAUAGACGAGCUUUCAAUUGAGCAUUAGGUUUGGAAAAUCGCGUGAUUGUGCACUUGGACGUUUGAUUACUCUUUGUCCGUGUUGUCUGAACGGAGCUAGGGUUCUGGGAUGUCCAGAUUGUCGUUAGUUUAAUCAGGAUUUCGGGUGAGUAUGAACUGGCGAUUGUGUGUUAUUGGGAUGGAGAUUCUGGAGUUUGUAGCCUCUGCUGGGAAUUUCUGUAAGGCGAUUUGCUGUGGAGAAAUAUAGGUUUACAGGAGAGGUGAUGAGCUGGAUUGUUGAGGGCCAGCAAGGGCGUGUCGAGAAUUCGUGAGGGGCUGUGAAGGAGAGCUCGUGCGAGAAGUGGAUUGGAGCAGCAUGUUUCCGCAGUUUGCAAGCACGGCGGCCUCGCUCACGCGGGCUACGUCGUUGAUGAACAGAGUGGGAACAGAUGCCUAUUUGUACGAUGACCCGGAGGACGGUAACAUUGCAAUGCUGUUGGACAGCAAAUUCGAGGUGGAGAAAGUGGAAGGGAUGAAGCGCUUGAUCGCUUUAGUGUCCCAAGGUCGCGAUGUAUCAAGUUUCUUUCCUCAGGUGGUCAAAAAUGUUGCAACAACAUCGCUGGAGGUUAAGAAACUGGUCUACAUCUACCUUGUACAUUAUGCCGAAAAACGCCCGGACGAAGCAUUGCUGUCCAUCAACAGCUUUCAAAAAGAUCUAUCUGAUCUGAAUCCUCUUGUUAGGGCAUGGUCUCUUCGGGCAAUGUCAGGGAUCAGAGUACGAGUCGUUGUACCUCUCGUUGUCAUGGCUGUGACCAAGUGCACUCGAGAUCCAUCGCCAUAUGUACGACGCUGUGCAGCUCAUGCCAUCCCAAAGAUACACGCCAUAGAACGUGAUUUACACAAAGAAGCUUUGGAAGAGAUGGUAGAUUUGCUGUUAAAUGACAGCUCUCCAAGUGUCAUUGGUGCCGCAGCAUCGGCUUUCUUGAUUAUAUGUCCAGAGAAGCUUUCUAUUCUAGGUCCAAGAUUCAGGAAACUUUGUGAGAUGCUUCCCGAUGUUGACGAAUGGGGUCAAGCGGUCUUGCUGGACAUCCUCAUGCGUUAUGCUGUUGCAAGGUAUGGUUGUGUUAGAGGUGCUGGACAAAAUUCUUGUGCAAGGAAUGACUUACAGCAUAAGGUGCAGAAGAUGCAUAGUACAGACAAUUCUGAUCACUCUGCAGAAGAGGCGAGUGAAGUGGAACUUCCAGCAGAUAUACGAGGUUUGCUUCACUGGUCAACUCCGCUAUUUCGAAGUCAAAAUAGUGCUGUGGUCAUGGCAGUCGCUACUUUAUACUGGGUUUUCGCACCUGAUACGGAUCUGAAGAAAAUUGUGCAACCUCUUCUAUUUUUACUCCGAUCAUCCAAGGAUUCACACUAUGUGGUGUUGGCAAACAUCGCAACUUUUGCCCUUCAGAUGCCACCUCUGUUUGCUAGCUACUUCGAGGAGUUCUUUGUGCGUUCUUUUGACACUGAUCCGAUUCGUGCACUGAAGCUGGACAUUUUGACCACCAUUGCUACUGAAGCUUCAAUUCACACAAUUCUUCGCGAGUUUCAGGCCUACUUGAGGGACGUAAACCGUCAGUUUGCGGCGAAUACUGUGAGUGCCAUAGGCAGGUGUGCAGUACGGUUACCAGCUGUACGUUCUGCAUGUGUAGAUGGUCUGCUAAUGCUCGCCAAAGGAGUCAUAGUUGGAGAUGGAGUAAGUCACAGCAAAGACGAGGCUGAACAAUUGUCUUGUCAAGGAGGACUAAAAAUGCCAGCAAAAGAGAAGUUAAGUCAGGAGGCUGGAGUUGUUGCUCAAUCUGUGUUGGCACUUCGGUCCAUAGUGCAACAAAAUCCCUCUGAACAAGAACAGGUUUUUGCUCGCCUAGUUCGUCUUCUUGAUCACAUGAAAGUUCCAGAGGCUCGUGCUGUGGUAAUCUGGAUGGUAGGUGAAGAGGGUUUAAAUAGUGAACUUGUUUCCCAGAUGCUGCCAGUUGUUUUGAGAUACCUCGCAGUUUCUUUCACAAAAGAAGCAGAUGAAACAAAGCUCCAAAUACUCAACUGUGCUGCGAAGAUUGUUCUAAAGCUGGAGGAGGCUUCUGCAUCUAUACUGAAAGAGACUGCUACCUUGGUUUUAGAACACACCCUCAACUUGAGUGAUCUAGAUACGAAUAACGACAUACGUGACCGUGCACGGAUGUUACGGCGACUAGUUCUUCCCAAAUCACACGUCAUUUCACAGAGUAAGAAUAGGGAGAUUCAUUUGGAUUUGGCUCAACAAAUGCAGUCUUUGGGAGUUGACAACGAGGCAACGAAUGUGUCAAAUCAAGAACCUAAGACCGUAUUGGGCGCGAAUGGUCACGCUACAUUUCAACUGAGUAGAGCAGAUGUGCUUACAAAGCUUGCAAAACAACUACUACUUGUGCCCAAAGCUCCUCCCGUGUUGCCUGCUCUUGCACCUGAUAGAUCAUCAUUUUUGCCUGGCACAAUGUCCCACAUAGUCAACCAUAAUGCUCCAGGUUAUACGUCACUGCCGAAGCCUCACAGUUUGGACGUGGUAGCUGAUGGCAAUACUCCGGGUUCUGCUAGGGAUUCUACACUGCACAAGCAUGAGCGUAGUCUAAUUAGUGGUUACACAGAAAGUGGAACUGAAGCCUCUGGAGAUUCUGGGGGUGGUGAUAGUGAUGGCUAUUCGGAUGACAGUGGGCCCUAUGAUAGCGGAAGUGAAGACAGUAGAAACGAGGAGAGCUCUUCAAGCCAAAAUAUCCUGGGCAAGGGCACACAAAUUCAAGGGCAGGGUGGUACGGAUCUUGCACCGCUGAUUUCAAUGGAUGAUGAAUCUGCGGGAGGAGAAUUAACAAAAGGAAAUGGUUCUCUUUAUUAUGGCUUGCCUGUAAAGUCAGACAGAGACUUGGACUCAUGGUUAGACUCUCAAGAUGUAGAAGCUAAAGGCUACUCCCAGACUGCUGACCCUUCUAGCUUGCUAGGCUAUGCCUCCAUAUCUUUAGGACCCUUGAAUCCUGUUUUAAGCAAAAUAACUCUCUUAGACUAUACAAAUGGAGAUGGAUUAGACGUAAAAUACACCUAUGUGAGGGAGCCUGCAAUUUGCUCACAGGAAAUGGUAUGUCUUCGGCUGUAUUUCUUCAACCGAUCUGGAGACCCAAUGUUGAAAAUAUCUGUGAAGGGAAUGGAGGAGCCAGCCUCAGUUGAUAAUGCGGAUCAAGCAGGUGUAACUUCGGAAGGUCGUAAGGUGAUUUCUUUCGAGGAGAUAGCUGAAUUGGCUCCUGGUGAUACUAUUGAAAGAGAUCUUCAGGUUGAGUUCAAGCAUCAACUCACACCUAUCAAACUCUUUGUUGUGUUGAAUGGAAAAACGUACCCAGCGAAGAUCGCUCCCGAGGUCGGGGCUCUUGUUUGUCCGUUGCAAUUGACUCGAAAUCAGUUCAUCACUGCCCAAUCGCGUAUUUCAGGAAUGCUUGAAUCGUCUCGCAGGUGCCUACUGGGUAGCUCCUACUCGCAAACCAGCAAUACUGGAGACGAUAAGAUUCUUUUUAUUUCACGAGCAAUUGCCUCUAGUGUCCUAAGAGUUGCCCAUGUAGCAGUGGUUUCUGCAACCCUUCCAAUUUCUGAUGCCAUAGGCUUCAGCGGUUUACAAUUAUGUUUUGCUGGUGAGACUUUGACUGAGCGGCUCAAGUGUCUCAUCUCUGUAACAUUUGAUACAGAGAAUGCAGUUUUGAUCAAGGUGAACUGUGAGGACACGGUUUUUGGGCUGAAUCUGCUCAAGCAGCUCGAGACCAUCCUCAGUUCAUAGCAUGACACUUCAUAGUCCGAUACUAGUCAUUGAGCACCACAUUUUGAGGCUCGUGUAUUAUUCAUGUACGAAGGAGUUGAGCAUGUAUAUGUGAAUACCUAGCACUUCUUUAAGUUACAUAACAAAUGAUUUGGCUCCACCCUUUCAUGUUGAGAAUAAAGUCGCUCUUCUGAACCUGAAGUGCGAAUUUUUAAUGAGUAA